CGCUGUUAUUAUUGUAAGAGUAAUUUCUUUUUUACGAAAAUGGCGACUAGUCAGGGAGGUGUGGGAGCUGUCACGGCUCUUCAAAGCCAUCACUACUCGAGCGGACCUCACUGGAGCCCGGGCGUCAGCCAGUACCAGCACCAGCAGCAGCACCACACGGCCCGCAGCCUGGACCGGGCUCUGGAGGAUGCCGUGUGCUCGGGGAUACUGAACCUGAGCGGGAGGAAGCUGAGGGAGUACCCGGGGAUGAGCUAUGAUCUGACCGAUACUACACAAGCAGAUUUGUCCAAGAAUCGCCUCACAGAAAUCCCUCCAGAAGUGUGUCUGUUCGCCCCCCUCGAGUCACUCAACCUCUACCACAACUGCAUCAAGUGCAUCCCAGAAGCCAUUAUCAACCUGCAGAUGCUGACUUAUCUGGACAUCAGCCGAAAUCUCCUGUCAGUUUUGCCAAAAUACUUGUUCAGCCUCCCCCUCAAAGUUCUGCUUGUGAGCAACAACAAACUGGUGUCUGUCCCCGAGGAGAUCGGCAAGGCCAAAGAGUUGAUGGAACUGGAUGUGAGCUGUAAUGAGAUCCAGGUGCUGCCAGCUCAGGUGGGGAGGCUCCAUGCCUUACGAGAACUCAACAUCAGGAAGAACUGUCUUCACAUGCUGCCUGAGGAGUUGGCUGACCUGCCUCUCAUCCGACUCGACUUCUCCUGCAAUAAGAUCACAGAGAUUCCUCCAGCUUACAGGAAACUCAGGCAGUUGCAGCACAUCAUCCUAGAUAACAAUCCUAUGCAGUCUCCACCAGCACAGAUUUGUCUCAAGGGCAAAGUGCAUAUAUUCAAGUACCUGAACAUCCAGGCGUGUAGGAUGGACAAGAAGCCGGACACCCUGGACCUCCCCUCCCUUGGCAAGCGUUGCCUUCCACAGCCACUUACAGAUAGCAUGGAAGAUUUUUAUCCCAGUAAGAACCACGGGCCUGACUCUGGAAUCGGCAGUGACAAUGGUGACAAGAGGCUGUCUACGACUGAGCCUUCCGACGACGACACCGUCAGCCUGCACUCUCAGGUUUCAGAGACAGCCCGUGCUGAUGCCCUGUCGCUCCUCUCCAAAAUGGAUUCUUGCAAAGAUCAGGAUCUCUAUGACUUUAUAGACCCCAACCCAGACGAGGAUCCUGCUCUGUCAGAGUGUGACGGGCAGCAGAGCAGUCAUGUGUCUUGUAUAAAGGAACUGGAGAAAGUUCUUAACAUGUCUCACCAAAGCAAAGAUAAAGACGGCUGGAAAGAGGAGUCAGGUUCUGAUAAGGAGCAGCUGGUUGAGGAGGAGGAUGACGAGCUGAAGGAAGUGCUGGACUUGAGGAAGAUUGCUGUCCAACUUUUGCAGCAGGAGCAGCAGAAUAGACGAAGGUCCUUAAUUUGCAGAGCGGAGAGUCUUAUUCACCGACGGAGAGUGACUGGCCGGGCACACAGAUUCCUGAGUCACUCUGGAAGCUCCGGCAGCAAGCCAAGGCCGCCGCCUCAGACUGCUCGCAGUGCUUCUCUGGAUGAAGGAAGUAGUGGAGCGUCAGUGCUCAGUGGACAGCCUUCUUCCUCCUGCUCCUUUGAUGGCAGCCUCAAGACAGAUCAGUCAGAUUCUGAGCCAAAGUGGCCCGAAGUCCCACCGGUCCUCAAUCAGAAUGAAGAUCGCAGGCGGAACAAGUACCUGAGAAAAGAUUACCUGAAGUAUAAGUGUCAAAGUGCUCGGAAAAACUCCAGCGGGAAUGACGACUGUGAGGAUGGCUUGCGCAAUGCUGAUUUCAGUACCACUCUGACAGUGUUUGGACUGAAGCCCAGAUCAGCCUUCACCCGAGGAAGCCGCCAGGAGUACACCUCAACUGACCCCAGUUUCACUAUGAGGAGGAAGAUGGAGCAUUUGAGAGAGGAAAUGGAGCAGAUAGGACUCUUACGACAGAACAUUGAGUCAAGACUGAAGGUGCUACUCCCAGACGAUGUUGGAGCUGCUCUGAUGGAUGGGGUUGUCCUUUGUCAUUUAGCCAAUCAUAUUUGUCCUCGGUCUGUUGCCAGCAUCCAUGUGCCGUCUCCUGCAGUGCCAAAGCUUAGCAUGGCUAAAUGCCGUAGGAAUGUGGAGAACUUCUUGGAUGCCUGUAAGAAGCUGGGUGUCACACAGGACAAGCUGUGUCUGCCCCAUCACAUCCUAGAAGAGCGCGGCCUGGUGAAGGUGGGAGUGACUGUCCAGGCUCUGCUGGAUCUGCCUGCAUCGAAGCCCACACAACUGUCAGCCGUUUGACACGAGCCUGAAUGUUGCGUACAACCUGCAGUCAUCCAGCCAACCCCUCUAUCCAUCCCGAACCCAAACCCCAUCGCCAGGGACCAGAGAGCCCCCCGGGGUGAGGAUCCAGUGAACCGUGGGUCUUUGGGAGUCUGUUUCUGCCUGACUGAAACAGGAGACAGGAGGGGGAAAUACCUCUGUCUCUUUAAAUGAUGUCAGCCGCCAUCCCACUUCUGUCCAUCACAUUUUCACUUGUAUCCUGUUCCUAGUUACUGGGGUGAUCCCGUAUGUGUGUGGACUGUGUGUUUCCUGAGCUGCUUGGACUUGCCGAGGGGGGACGGAAAAGACAGUGGGUCUAUACAGGAAGACCUGUGCGUCCCUCUCAAAAUGCUCAGUGAUUAUUGAGUCUGCAAGUGCCAGUACUGAUACAUUUCCACGCUGGUGUUGGAGACAUUGGCAGUGAGGAGAUGACAGACAUGUGACUCACUCUUUCACGAAAGAGACUGAAGCUGCACGCUGGCCUCGCAGCCACUGACUGACCUCAAGGGGUUCAUACACUCUUGAGUUUCUCCUCUUUUUGUGGAAUUUAUUCUCUCCAUGAAAAUCAUUUUUUUGUAUUUAUAAGUGGGUUUUUUUCAGGUCCUCACUGUCUCUGCUUUUCAGCAGCUAAACUUGAUUCAUAACUUAUUUGAGCUAUUACGUCACUGCUUUGGGUGAAUUGCAAGGCGUGUCUCUGAAAAACAUCACAGCUAUGACUGGGUCUGAUGGAUGUCACGCUCCAGUUGACAUGUGGCCUGUUUUCCCUCAAACGCUGGUUUGGUUUUGACCUAUUUAAACUACUGUACAAAACUUUUUCAAUACAAACCUGCAUGCCAUGGCACUUGACCACUGUGAGAACAUGAGUUUGACCCGAAACAAGACGCUCCUGUUUUGUAGCAUUUUUUUUCUUACAGUUUUUGUUAUUGACACAUAUUCAACUUUUCUAAAGCUCUCUCAAUUUCUUUCCUGUCUUUGCCAAUCAUCACUUGCCAUUUUGUGGAGGUGAGAGUGUGGGUUUGCCAUGUUGGACAAAAAGUGGUUCUGAUUUUAUUGCUUUGCAUAACCUCAGAUGUUUCUACUGUAUGUCUCUGUGAGGAAGAGGAGGGAUCUGAGUGAAGGGGCAGUCACUCAAGCAAACCUUCCACACGUUGCACACUCCUAUCAUACUGCCAGGCCACCCUGCUGUUUGUGGUAUCUGAUACAAUUAAUUAUUUCAGGGAAAUUAAAUUAUUUAUGUAUUUAUUCAUAUGUUUUCUAUUUAUGUGUUGUUCCUGUUGUGUGUCUUAACCCUCACUACCAGAUCAGGUGCGGUGCAGCUGAAUACGUAUUUCCUGUAAUCUCGUAAAAAAUGACUGAAAGCAGUUUGAAGUGUAGCUCCACUGUUCCUUUGUGAAUUAUUGGCAUUAGACAGUCAUCACACUUAAGAGUUGAGCCAGCGUGGGAGUUAAAAUCAACUAUACUAACACCAUUUGUCAAUAGAGCUGACAGCGUGAAGUACUAUCAUAACAGAGGCUUGAUUUUUGGGCAGACGUUAUGCAAGAGUUGAUUGUGUUCACAAAGGCCGACUUUAUUCUUGACUGAAAAUUCAAGACAGUUUUUGUCAUCUCCUCAUAAAGUAACACCCUGUUAAAUUGCAAGUGAUGUGGGUCUUGUUGUAAGGUGACUGGCAUGUUUAUCCAGGCAGUGCACCGAUCUUUUUAAAAUUAGGACUCCAGGGCGAAACAACAAAAUUCUAGCAAGAACUGGAGGAAAGUUAUAAAUCAUUUUUUUUUUCGUGUCAGUAGUCAACUCCAACUUGACUAUGAAUAAAUAGUAAGAAUGGCUAUGAUGCGGGCAAAAAGAUUUUUAUUUCUGUGCUUUAUUGGUUUUUUUUUUACAUGCAGUGUGAAUAUUUUCCCAUUGACUGUGGCGCUGACACACCUAAUCACCACCAAAGAACUAGUCAUGACAAAGAGCGACUGUUGUGUCGUCCUACGUCAACUGAUUCCUGGUCAAAAUGUUACGCUUGAACACACCACAAAGACUACAGCUUGUGGCCAACUAGCAUGUAGGCUCUGCAUCUGAGCGAGAGGAAAUAACUCUAGAUACCAGCAGGUGGUGAUCAUCUGACAAUGUCAUUUAAAAAGUGAAACCAGUAAACUGACAAGGAUGGAUUCAAGAUGCUAGUUAGCCAGUUAGUGCAUGAAGAAAUCAAACUAAUGUUGAAAGAACAAAGGAUACUUACUGUGCACUAGGAGCUGAAAUGCAAACAAUUACAAACCGUUUGUGCUAAAGAGUUCAAUGGCUAAAAACAAUAAUGUAUCAAAUAUAACGUGAUCUCACGCCCGCUUGACUUAUGUUGUUUGUGGGUUAGGGGGCUGAGAAAAGCUGAGGGCUUUGUGACCUUUGUGACCUCAGGCUAUUGGCAAAGGCUUUGCUAGUUCAGCUACGGCAGCCUGCAGUUGACACAAAAUCCAGAAACAAGUAGGCAAGGUGGUUAGAGCCGAGUUUUGAUAUCUUGUGAAGGCAUAGCUGAUCAUGAUGCAAAACUGCUGUAACAUUUGUGUUUAGUUUGUGUAGCUUAGCUGAAACAUCUUGGAGGACUGCAGUACUUAUUGCCACUUUAAAGGGAAGGUUCACCCAAAACUGAAAAUUUAGUCAUUAUCUACUCACCUUUAUGCCAAUAGAAAGUCAAGUGAAGUUUUAUAGUCCACAAAAUACUACCAGAGUUUCAUGGGGAAAAGGCGUUGCACUCAUCUCCCAAACAGUUGAAGCAAAUGGUAACAUUAAAAAAACACAAAAUGUUGCCAUACUGCUCGUCUGAAGUAAUCAAAGCGUCCUGAAGCCCCAACGUGCCAAGUUCAGUGUUUCCUCUACACUCAUUUAGGAGUGGCGGCCCGCCACUCUUAAAUCCUAC
Molecule: messenger RNA, 5185 nt
Organism: Plectropomus leopardus (leopard coralgrouper)
Lineage: Eukaryota; Metazoa; Chordata; Actinopteri; Perciformes; Serranidae
Gene: lrch2
Product: leucine-rich repeats and calponin homology (CH) domain containing 2
Cellular component (GO): cytoplasm
Molecular function (GO): protein binding
Source: RefSeq, a predicted model, not a curated record